AUGAUGUCGAAACUUUUUUAUUGCAUCAUUCUUGGUAGUUCACGUUCAGCCUGCUCUCCUAUGACUGGCCAAAAUGGUUCUGCCUUACUUAAAAAUUCUGGACCUGACCACCACAGAUCAGAAUCCAGGAGGCUGCUAGCCCUGGUGCCUCGAGAUAUCAAGUCCGCAGGGUUGCAGGCUGUAGGCACAUGGCGCCAAUUUUCUGGU
Messenger RNA from Brenthis ino (lesser marbled fritillary), 207 nucleotides. Lineage: Eukaryota; Metazoa; Arthropoda; Insecta; Lepidoptera; Nymphalidae. The record is from the annotation of a GenBank genome assembly.